Messenger RNA from Paramecium tetraurelia, 1248 nucleotides. RefSeq lists its product as uncharacterized. Gene Ontology annotation, molecular function: zinc ion binding. Lineage: Eukaryota; Ciliophora; Oligohymenophorea; Peniculida; Parameciidae. The transcript has a single exon. The record is from RefSeq and is a predicted model, not a curated record.
AUGUCUGAUACUGAAAGUGAAUUAUUGGAAUGUUGUAAAUGCGGAGCAUAAGUCGAAUAAAUUCUAUCACUUUAAUGUGAUCACAAUUUGUGUUUGAAUUGUGCAGCAAAGGCUGUAUCAAAGUGGAACUAAUAUACUAUGUACCCUCCAUUGAUAUGUUAAAUAUGUUCAUCCAAAACUUAAUUGGAUCCGUCUGCUGUAUAAGUGUUAUUGGAGAUGAAUCCAUAAUCCUCUUGUUGUUCUGAUGACUACGAAUAAAGAAGUGAAAUAUUAGAAACUAAAUAAUCCCAACAAAUCUAGCAGACUGAUUAUCAUAAUUAAUCAUAAUAAUAAUAACUUACAAACAUCACUUGCUAGUAACAUCUUACUGAAAGUUGUGUUUUGUAUUGUUUUACUUGUGAAGCAUAAUGUUUCUGUAUGGAAUGUUAUUUAUAAGGAUUGCAUAAGAAUCAUGAGGUUAGAAAUAUAUCGAAAUCUUUCGAUCUUAUAAGAGAAAAUGGAAAUUAACUCUAGGUAUCCUUGUAAAGUUGUUGUGAAUAUUUGUUACAUGAACAAUGCAAAAUUGUGAACAAAAAAUAAGACUUAGUAGACUUAGUAGGAUAAGCAAAGAUGUAGAUCACUUCUAAUUUUGAAGAUAUUUACAAAACAUUAAAACUCAAAGAACAAGAGAUGUUAUAGGCUGCAGAUGAGUUAGUAGCUGAUAAACUAAUUGAAAUUGAAGGCUUAAUGGCUAAAAUUAAACUAUAAACAGAUCGCGUUAAUCAAUAUAAUGAAUAGCUAGUUUCAUUUUUUGGAUCUAGCAACCCUAAUGUUACAUUAUGUGUUGAGGCCUGCAAUUAUGUUGUAAAAGAGAAAAAGAAGAUCCAGUACUUAAUUGAACAAGUUAGGCAGGAGAAAAUAAGUCCCACUAUUUAGGGGAAAUUUUGUUUGGAUUCUGGCUCAAUAUAAUAAAUGAUCAACGAUAUGAGAGGAGUCAAACUGUAAUUGGUUUCUUUGAGGGGAAUUGAAUCUAUUAAUCCUACCUAAAGGGAACAAUACAUCUAUUAGAAGGCGGUUGAAGAUAAAACUAGAGAUUCGAUGAUUGGAAAUAAUUAGGUAUUAAGAGAAGAAAAGGAGAAUAACAACUCUAUAAGCUUUAUAGAACGAUCUAGUUAGAAAAAAUCAUUAAAAACAAAUGAUAACAGGGACUUUUAUUCUAAAUUUCAUGAAGCUAAAAGAUCGAUAAUGAACUAAAAGUCUUUCAUUUGA